Brassicogethes aeneus is the source of this 1034-nucleotide messenger RNA. The record is from the annotation of a GenBank genome assembly. Lineage: Eukaryota; Metazoa; Arthropoda; Insecta; Coleoptera; Nitidulidae.
CCAGCGAGCAGUAAAAGUGAUCUUACGCUAACAGUAUUAUUAGUGAGUUAAAAAAGACACCUUUGAAAUCUUUGUUGUAAAUCGUCAAAAGUUACCAAAAUCAUGAAAUCUACGAUGCUUGUAUCAGUAUUACUGGCCUUUCUAUUGGUCCAAAACUCUCACUCGAAAAACCUACCGCUAGACGAAGUGGACGACAUGUCCAACGAGUUGACGCCCAGCUUUUUCCCAAACUACUAUGACGCCCCUAAAAGGACGACGCCCGAGUGGGUGAAAAUCCGACAAGCGCCAGAACCGGUGGUGUUCAAAUCUUACGGUUCCAAAGUUGAAUUGGAAUGCACCGCCAUGGGAUCACCGCCUCCUACCAUACAGUGGUACAAACAUAACACCAAGUUAACAGAAAACGAUCUGGAAUUCAACCAUAUAGAGGCUCACCCAGAUAGUCUAGCCAAAGUUACUUCAAAACUAGUAAUAAAUUAUUUAUUGCCACGUCACGAGGAUAUGUACAGAUGCGUAGCUACCAGUGGUAAAGAAGAAGCUUCAGCAUUAACAAAAGUGAUCGUGGAAAAUACAAUGAAUCAACGUGACCUAAACUUCACUCAACUUUUGCAACACAAAAUUUUGGGAGGUUUUCAUCAACCCAAAAUCACUUACUUCUACACCGUCAAUUUGGAUGCCAUAAGCUGGGACACGGUGUUGCCGUGCAGAACCGUGGGGAACCCCAAGCCGAGUUUGAUGUGGUUGGACCCCUUAAUGAACGAGGUGCCGCGUGACGAGAGUCAGCGCGUUCACGUGCUACGUAACGGAGAUUUAAAAAUCACGAACAUCGAAUGGAACGACAUGGGAAAUUACGUUUGCGUAGUCAAAAAUAAACUGGGCGAGGAUCGGAUUGAGACGUUCGUCUAUCCAAUGGCAAGCACAAAUUAACAAAGGUACACUCGAGGCUCACGUUUAUUGAGAACAAAAUUCUAGUCAAAUUCUGUCUUAUGUAAGGUUUUUUAUUUAUAUUAUUAUUAGUAUUUAUUUUUUUAUGUAUG